Cinara cedri is the source of this 7881-nucleotide messenger RNA. NCBI's taxonomy places the organism in Eukaryota, Metazoa, Arthropoda, Insecta, Hemiptera, Aphididae. The record is from the annotation of a GenBank genome assembly.
UGUUGAUGAAGUUGCACAUGUCAACUCAUUGUGCUUCAACUGGAGUGGAGAAGAAAUUUACUCUGGUAGUUAUGGAAAAAUAAAUAUAUUUCGUACGGAACGUCCAGGACGUGAAUUUAUUGAAAUACCUACUAAAGCAGACUUGCAUAGAUCAAUAAUAUCCACUAUAGCUAUGAAUCCAGUGGAUAAAAGUAUGUUUGCUGUUGGUACUUACAGUAAAGAUAUCGGUGAGCCCUUGUCUUAGAUAAUAAUUUUAAAUAAUAUUAUUUUGUAAUUGCAUUAUAUAGUCCAAAUUCCAUUUAGGUAUAUACGGUGGCAAUCAGCUAAUGUACAUAUUGAGAGGUCAUAAAUCAGGAAUUACCCAAUUAAAAUUUUCACCCGAUGGGUUGAAGUUAUAUUCUGGGAGCAGAAAAGGUGAUAAUGAUAUUGUAUGUUGGGAUUUAAGGAAUGUUGGUCAAACCCUAUAUUCUGCUGAAAGAACCGUGACUACUAAUCAAAGAAUUUGUUUUGACAUUUCAUCAGACGGAAAAUUUUUAGUAUCAGGUAAAAGCAUGUUAAAUUUAAUAUGAUAUAAUUUACAUAUAUCUAUUAUCAUUUAUUAUAUGAUAUAAUCAAUACUUAUUUACAGUAAUAUAAUAAAAUUAAUAUAUUUUUGGUAAAUGUUAUACAGUUAGGGUUGUCAUAAUUUCAUAAAGCAAAUCCGGGACGAAUAGAAAAAAUAGCAAAUAAUAUCAGACUAAAAAUAUAAUUGAAUACCUAUAUAAUCUAUAUGUUUGAAAAAAAAACCAACUUAUUAUUUUAUAAACUAAAACAAUUCGACAAAAAUUGUAUUUAUUUUUGUAUAUAUUAUUAAAUUUAUUAUAAAAAGAACACAUUUAUUAUUAUUAUUUUUUAAUAAUCAAAAAGAUUGUUAUAAAACAUACAAGUAAUAACUAAUAAGUAUUUAGAUUCUAUAUAUGGUUUUGUCAUCAUUGUUUUAUCCUGUAUUUGUUAAAAAUUUUAUUGUAUCUUAUCUUAUUUUAUCUCAAUAUCUAUACAGCUUUUAUUCAAAAAAAAAAAAUUAAAAUUAAAUAAUAUUAAUUCUCAAAACUGGGACACAUUGGCGUACCAACAUUUAUUUUGGGACACCGGUACACCAAAUGAAACACCGGUGACAGUCCUGGUUUUCCGGGAUGUAUGGCAACCCUAUAUAAAGUUGUCUCUGCUGUUAUGAGUCAGAACAUUCACAUGUUUAACAAAUUAAUUAAAAUUUUCAAAGUAUUUUUAAAUUUGUAUUUAAGGUAAUUGCACAGGUGAUAUCAGUACUUGGCAAUUAGACCAAACAAUUGAAUUAAGUGAUGGUGUAGAAAGUGUACUUACUUUAAAUUCUAAAAUACCUGUUCAUAACGAUUGUGUCAAUGGUGUGAGGUUAGUAUUAGUUUAAUUGUUAUAUACUGUAUUUUAAUUAGUAAUUUAAAAACAAAUAUUUAGUUUGCAUCCAACUCGUCCUUUAUUAGCCACAACAUCUGGACAGAGACAUCAUGACUUUUAUGAUGAUGAUGACGAACAAGCAUUACAAGUUACCUGUACUGAUAGUAGUUUAAAACUUUGGAAAAUAAUUUAAAAUUAAAAGCCUGUAUUAUUAUGUAAACAUUUUAAACAAUUCAAUUGACUGUGUUUAAUUAUUAAUAAAUAUACAUUGAUUAUUACUAUAAAAAUAAUUAACUAUUGUUUCAUUGCAUGAAUACAAAUAUCAAUAACAAACCAAUGAGAUUAACAUAUUUGAAAGAAUUUAAAAUCGCACUGGAUGGAGCUUGUGUAGAUGUUUCUUGUGUGGCUGGAUUGAAAAAUUCAUGUAAAAGUGGAUGAGCUCUCACAAAAUAUGCAGAAUUAAGUUCUACUUCGUGAUACGAUUCAUCAAAUGAUUCUUUUAGUGUUGGUGAUAAAUAAGUAUAAUUUCUGAUUGAAUUUAGCUGUAAAAUAAAUAUUAAUUAUAAAAUAUUUUAUUUAUCUCACUAGUUAGCAUAAGAACUGAAUAAAAAUAUAUGAUAUAUGUUAUAUUCGUAUGAUAUGAAUAAUUAUUAUCAUACCUGAUACAUUUCAUUAGUCGUUGCAACUUGCGCAGCUAAAGUUGAGUACAUUAGCAUAAUUGUUUCUUCUUUAACCCACAUACUGAUUAGGGAUUGAUUUAUUUUAUUUUGUAAGAAUUCUGUUGUUACAUUGAUACCAAGUGGUGUCAAUGAUAUUGAUUCAAACAUUGUUUUAUAAUCUUGUGGACGUAUUGGGCAAUUAGGAUCAAGAAGAAGAUCUAAGUAACUACAACAUAAUUAUUAUUAAUUUGAAUAACAAAAUUAAAAUGUACAAUAAUGUUUAAAAAAAUUAAAAAUAAAUAACAUCUUUACUUAGACAAAAUUGUUCUGUUAGUACUACAAGCUAAUGCCAAUAGUGCUGCUUGUCUUUCUGAAGUUGAUGAUGUAUUCUUAUAUAAUUCAAAAACUGCAUUCCACUUCUCUUUAGUUCCGUUUUUAACACCAAAACAGAGUGCUGAUUCUUUUAUAUCUGGAAGUAUUCUAUUAAAAAUAAUUUUUUAUUUUUAAAUAGUUGUAAUUAUUUUGUAAUUUAUUUAGAUAUUUUACUCUGCUCCACUUUGAUGCCAUUUAUUAAAAUUAAAUGAAGCUACUUGAACACAAUCAUCAACUUCUAACUUGCAUGCCCAAUUUGAAAAUUCAUUCAAACUAGUCAUUGAUAAGUGUUUAGUAUUUAUCUUUAGGUAAGGGUCUUGAACUUUUUUAUAGAUUAUUUCUGCAUAUUUUUUUGUAAAAUCCUAAUUUAUAUCAUAAAAUAAAUUAAAAAUUUAAUGUCUAAAAGAUUCAUAUGAUAUUGUUAGUAAUAUGCAUUAAACGGUAAAUAUUACUUUCAUUUGAGGACCUGUGUGUGGACAACGUCUUAAACGUUCUACAAGAUAUGACAUGCUAUUUUUCACUGAAUACCAUGGAAUAAAAUCAUCUUCUUUGUACAAGUAAUCAAUUAAAUUAAAUGGUACAGAGUAUGACAAUUCGCCAGCUCUGGCUAAAUUGAAUGAAUCGUCAAUUAAUUGUGCUCUAUUUAGGAUGUGUAUUGAUUUUGGGUUGUUUUUUAGCUGGUCAGUUAGCAGAUUCCAAUUAUUUAAAUCAUAAUUAACUCUAUAGAAACCUUGAAACAAAAAAUAAAUGUAACUAGAGAGUAUACAAUGAAGAUAAAAAUACAAUAUUAAGUAUAAACAACUUUUUAUUUUCAGGUUAUAAUAUUCUCUAUGAUCAUUAUUGAUUUCAAGUAUUAAAGUGUAUAAUAAGUGGGUACCUUAAAUGUUCUAUACCUAAUUAUAACUACUACAAGUUAACCUGUUUAAAAAAAAAAUGUUAUACUUGCGGUAAAAUUGUACCUGUAGACUGAAGGUUAAAUAAUACCCAGCCUGCAUCUUUUUCUAGUGGUAUUAUAAUUUUCGAUUGUGUAUUAUUCAUCCAAAUUGACGGUAAAAGAUUAUUAAAAUUAUUGUAUUUUCUUGUAGUAUAUGUAAGGCCAAUAUGCCACAAACUAGUAUCAAUUAGUUUUGGCUCAUCAACUUGGAACCGUUUCUUCAAAAAUAAAUUAUAUAUUCUUUAAUUAUAUAGUAAUUUUAAUUAUUUUUAAACACUUAUAGAUAUGUACUUGACUUAUAAUAAGACCAUUAUUUCCAUUGCUUGUAUUAACAUGUAUUACAGGAUAUCCAGCUUGAUCAGUCCAUGAUGUCAUAAAUUCUCCAACUGUAAUUUUAUCCCCUAAUAUUCCUAAUUUAUACUCAUUUUCAUACAAUACAUUAUCAAAAGAGUCCCAUAAAUUUUUUGGUUCAACACUUUUGUACCUGAAAUAGAAAAAAAAAUGAAUUAAUGUUGUCAUAAAUUGCAUUAAUAAGUUUAGUUUAAAAGUUUAAUUGCAAUAAUAGUGAUAUUUUUUAGGUCUUACAUAUAGAUAUUUAAAUAUAAUGAUAAAGAUUUUCUAAAUAUUUCAUCAUUCAAUGUAUGUUUUAACAUUCUUAAUACUGCAGCUCCCUUACUGCGUGUAAUUGGAUCAAAAAUAUUUUUAAUUUCUUUUGGAGUGUCCACUGAUGAUGUCAUUGGAUGCGUUGGUCGAUGGUCAUAGGCCAAAACUGAUUGAUGUUGUUCAAUAACAAACAAAUCUCCAACUUUCCAGGAAGGUUCUGCCUAUAAGUGAAUUAACAAAUUAGUGAACUUAAUUAAUAAAUCAUGUAUUACAAUUAAUUUAAUAAACAAAUUUAACAAUAUCUUUUUAGAUACCACUUCAACUGCAUAAUAUUGAAAUAAUGUAGCAAGCGCUUCAUUUAACCAUACAUAAUUCCACCAAGAACAUGUUACAAGAUUGCCAAACCAUUGAUGAGACAAUUCGCGUUGUACAGUUGUAGUUACAAGUUCUUUGUCUUUUUCACUUGAUUUUUUUGUUACCAAUAGAUAUUUUUCUCUGGAAUGUAUAAAAAUAAAAUUAGAAUUUUACAGUAAGACUAACAAAGCGAAAGAAAGUGUCUUGUGGAAUUUAAAGGAAAAUUUAAACAAGGUGUGGAGAAAAAUUGCCACAUGUGUUAAAAGUACCGAAGAAGACAUUGUUAGUGAAAGUUGGAAUAGUAUAUCUGUAUUUCCCAGAAAGUAAGGAAAUUUGAUAGUGGAUUGAAAAUUUUCAAAGAGUAAUAGCGAGUAUAAAAAGCAAUGUACUUAAUCUAUGGCAGCAGAACAGAAGGAGAAAAUAUUAAAAAGAGAUCAAUAGAUCUCAGUAAAGGAACCUAAGAACAUGGUAAGCAAAGCGAAUUUAAAGAAAUAUGUUGAUUUGUAUAGGAGAUUAGAAACAAAAAAAGGUGAAAAAUAAAUGUUUGUUUUGUCAAGGUUAGAGAAAAAUGGUUUAGGGAUUUUCAUAUUGUAUGGUGUAAAAAAAGUUAAGAUAAAAGGCUAUUAAAAAAUGAUGUGGACAUAAAAAAAGAACUGUUGGAGUACUUUAAAAAAUUAUUGAAUUAGGAGUAUCUAGAAGUGAUUUAAAAAGUGUUUUAUGUAACAAAGGUCUGGUGGAUUUAGUUGGAGAAGAUGAAGUGUGGUGGGUUGUGAAAGCAAUGAAAAAGAAAAGAGCAGAAGGUACAGAUGGAAUACUAGUGAAAGGUUGGAAAAUGUUAGGGGAGUUAAACACAGGCUAGGUAACAAGGUGAUGUAUCAUGGUGCAUGAUGUUUGCAGAUGAUAUAGGUAGAGUUUGAGUAGGACGGCUGACGAAACUGGCGAUUUUUAUUUCGUUAUUUUUUUAAAAAUGUUUAUCAGUAAGUAAUAGGUAUAUCCCAUACACGCAACGCGACUUUUGUUGCGGUAAACGCGGCGAUUUUGCACAGGAAUAAGCUAAGUAUCUAUAUUUCCUCUAUUUAUAAGAAUCUUACGUGACAUUACAUGCUGAGUUUUAUUGCAACAAUCGCAUACGACUGUUGUCAAAAAACAAAACAUGGCUAAAAAUUACGAUACUAGUUAUAAUAUAAAUCUAAUCUAAGAAUUUUAAAAAUAUCUUUAUUUAUAUAAUUUUAAACUUUCAGACUACCUUCUUUAAACAACUGAAACGUUUCUGAUGUAAAAACAAUUUUUUUGGAAAUAUAAAUGCAUUUCUGUUGAUGAUAACUCAGUAGGGAUAAAUUCAAUGUUUAAGUUUUUUGGUCUUAUUCUAUUUAAGUAAUACUACAUUACAUACAUUUGACGUACCUAUGUAUUAUACGAUUACAUUGUGAACUCGCUACUCAGAGAAAAACAUCGUAGGUAAACUACUAUCGAAGACAAGAAUAUAAUAAUAUACCUACAUACAAUAUUUUAAAUAGUUGUUGAAACCACAAUCGCAGAUAGUGUGCGGAUUAACACAACAUUUGUAACGACGAUUUUUAAUUUUUUUUUUUUUUUAAAUUGUGUUACGUCACCCUACCUAGUUAGUAAAUAAAUAUCUAUUGGUGAGUCAGUGAAAUUUUAAUUUAAAAAGUUUUUUUGUUAUCAGAGAAAAUAAACAAUCUGCACAAUAAAUGAAUGGCGUCUAAGGAACAAAACGAUUAAAAAUAAAUACUUCAAUGACAUGAGGAGAAGCCACCAUCUAGAGGCACACCUAAGUUCUCAUUUAAAAAAUUAACCACAAAAUAAGCUGAAAAUAUAUUAAUGUUAUUACUUGUAUGUAUUCAAUCCCCAAUUUUCCAUUGCAUUAUAUGAAAAAUCGGGCACUGCUAAAAGAUCUAUUUUUGAAUACGGAUAUGGAAUAUUGGUGUAAAUUUCCAUCAAAUUGAGUAAUGCAUUUGCCUUUUCUUCAAUAAAAUUUACUUGAUCACUAUAUUCUUUGUGUGUAUAUACAUAAAUUCGCUGGGUCGCAUUAUUUUUUCUUCCAAAUUCUGACACAGAAAAUGCUACUGAAUAUGUAGGCAUAGGUUUUGUGGUUUUAAACUGAUCACAUAUAUAACUUGGCGGUAAAUUAUAACUAAAAUGUUUAUUUAAAAUUAGAUUAUUUCAAUAUGUAACUAAUUUAUACUUAAAAAUUAUUAUCUUCGGUACUUAUAAACUUACACUUGAUAAUCUCGAUCUUUUGGCAUGUUUGACAAAGCCAUUUGAGUAUCUUUUCGUGUAAUAUAGAUCGUAAAAGGCGUUUUAAAUCCCGGUUCGUCAUAACAGGGGAAUGCCCUUCUAGCAUAAGUUGGUUCGAAUUGAGUAACGGCUAACCAUCUAAAAUAAAUUUAAAUUUAUCAUUUAUUUGUGUGUGAAAUAUGUAGGUACAUUCAAAUAUUACAGUUUUAAAACAGUAAUGUUAGCAUAGAUGACAAAUUUUGAAAAAUGUAAUGGGUGCUGUAGGUAUAGGUGUACUAAGAACUUCAACAACUUUCCUAUCACCAAGGAACAAAAUUGUAUAUUUUACAUACCUAUAAAUAAAUAUUGGUAGUAAAUUGUGUUCUGUGGUAUUUUUUUUCAUACGAAUUUUAGUAUUAAAUUUUGACAGAAAUUGUAAAUAUUAGUCUUUCAAAACAUGUAUAACCGAACAUCGCUCCAAAUUGUUUUUCGUUAACAAUUGUUUAUUCUUGCGUAUACAGAUGUAAAUUUAAUUCCCCUCUACAUUCUAUCAUCUCAACUUCACAGACAGGGACAAAUGUUAAAUAAAUAAAAAAUGAAUAUUUAUUUGAGCACUUCCCUAAUCAUUACAUUAUUACCUACUUGGAAAUGUAUGUUAUAAAUAUUGUCCUAUAGAGUCUAUACUACAUUUUUUUCUCUAAAAAUCAAAUAUAACAUAUGUAUGGUAAUUCUUACUUGGUAGUAUUACUCUCUUCAUCUAUGUACGAGCUUUUAUAGAAACCAGUCAUAUCAUUACGCAAUUCGCCAGAAUAUUGAAUUUGAACUUCAUAUACUCGAUCUGCAAUAAGCCCUGGUUUAUCAAGUUGAAUUUUGAGCUGCUCGUUUUUAACCACUAAAUUAAAUCUGACCACUUUGACUGUUGUUUGUGCGCUUGUAUCAGUUAUAUCCAUAACAUUAACUUUUGUUAUAUUUAAAUCAUAUGCAUUCAAAGUCAACUCUUCUGUUGACGUGCUUACAUUGAUAGUUAUGGUUACAUUAGCGUUGAAUAUUAAAGAACUCUGUGUCGGAUCAAUAUUAGGCGCGAUGACCAAUUUAUAGGAUAAUGGUUCGGUAUUGUUGGGCAAUCGAAAUACGUCGAUUUUUUCAUUUUUGUCGGUUGUACCCUGCGCUAGAGUGCAAGAGCAGAAUAAAAACAGUAAUAAUAUUAUAAACAUCGUGGUAACAGAAACAGCGCAAAAUAUAAACUAACAGCCAAAUAUACAUAAAUAUACUGAGUCAAUAAAAACAAAAAAUCAACUUUUUAUCGUAAAU